AGAGAGCUGGCUCGUGGGUUUAUAGAAUCAAUCAGGCUUUUCCCCAUCACUUGACGCGGAUUCACUAACGUGGUACUGUAGUUCCUUCCUCCCUCCGUUACUUCCUCUCUUUCUCUCUUCCUUUCCUUCUUCCUCUCUUCCUUUCCUCACUCUCUUUUUCUCUUUCUGUCCGAGGACCUGAAUAAAAGGGGGUUCAGAUCAAGCACUCCUUUUCUUUCCCUGGUGCCUGUCCACAUCCAGGAAUAUGUGGCAGUCUGUGGUUUUGCUUCUGUUUGGAUUCUCAGCUUUGGUCCAGGAGUCACUUCAGGGGCCACAUCAACGGAAUUUAUUGAAGGAGUUACUGAAGGACUACAACCGCAUGGAGAGGCCAGUGGCCAACGACUCUCUCCCUCUCAUCGUCAAAUUCUCUGUCAUCCUUGUACAGAUCGUAGAUGUGGAUGAGAAGAACCAGAUCCUCACCACAAAUAUUUGGCUUCAGAUGCACUGGUAUGACCAUUAUCUACAGUGGAACCAGUCUGAGCACCCAGGAGUGAAAAAUUUGAGAUUCACCACUGAACAGGUCUGGACACCUGACAUCCUCCUCUACAACAGUGCGGAUGACAAGUUUGAUUCGACCUUCAAGACCAAUGUGCUCGUCAACUCCAGUGGCUUCUGUCAGUACCUACCACCAGGGAUCUUUAUGAGCACAUGCAACGUGGAUGUUCGGUGGUUCCCCUUUGACAUACAAAGGUGUGAGCUCAAGUUUGGCUCGUGGACCUUUGACGGAUGGCUGCUGGACCUGCAAAUGAAUGAGGCUGAUAUCUCUGGGUACAUGCCCAACGGAGAAUGGGAUCUGGUCGGAGUUCCAGGCAAUCGCAAUGUAGUGUACUAUGACUGCUGCAAAGAGCCAUACCCGGAUGUGACAUUCAUCGUGACCAUCAGGCGUCGCACGCUCUACUACGCCCUGAACCUGCUGAUACCCUGCGUGCUGCUUUCCUCCAUGACCCUGCUCGUCUUUCUGCUGCCGGCCAACUCCGGGGAGAAGAUCUCCCUGGGCAUUACAGUACUUCUGUCUCUCACUGUAUUUAUGUUACUGGUGGCAGAGAUCAUGCCAGCAACAUCAGACUCCAUUCCGCUAAUAGGUCAGUACUUCGCCAGCACCAUGGUCAUCGUGAGCAUGUCAGUGGUGGCCACAGUCGUGGUGCUGCAGUACCAUCAUCAUGACCCUAAUGGAGGAAAAAUGCCCAAAUGGGUGCAGUUGGUCCUGCUGCACUGGGUAGCCUGGUUCCUACGGAUGAAGCGUCCAGGACAGAGAGGAGACGCAAAACAGGCCCCCCACGCCCCCAGCCUGCGCCGCUUCUCCUCUGGCUCCCAAAGCAAGAACAUCCCCAACCCCCCUGAACCCUCCCUGCAGCCCCAAAAGCUCAUGCCCAUCAAGGAUGGCUUGUCUCACCUGGACCGCUCCCACAAUUCCCUGCCUCACAUGCAUGCCCAGUCCAGCACCAACAACAAUAGCAACCUGGUCUAUAUAGGUUUUCAGAACCUGGACGACCCACCGCUCAUCUCUGACCCAAUCCAUAGGAACAGUACCGUUAGCCGCAAAGGUUGUCCUGUUGGAAUAUCUGGCAGCCCGCCAGCCCACCUCCCUUUACAGUUUGGCGGCCCACCACCCCCAAAUCCCAGCCUGGCCACUGUGGGUUGCCCCAGUACAGUCUCCAGCGGUUUUGGUAUGGGGGCAUCCCAGGCGGGUAUGGGAGACCCCCAGCUGCAGGCCAUCCUAGAGGAGGUCCGCUUCGUGGCCGAUCACUUCCGAAAGCAGAACGAGAGCGAGGUGGUGACGGAGCAGUGGCAGUUCGCGGCAGCCGUCAUCGACCGGCUCUGCCUGGUGUCCUUCAGCAUCUUCAACAUCAUCUGCACCAUCUCCAUCCUCAUGUCCGCCCCAAACUUCGUGGAGGCUGUCUCCAAGGACUUCAUCUGAGGGAAAAAUAUGCGUGUGUGUGUGCGCUUGCUGUGUUGAUUUAUUGACUCGUGGUUAGGAGAGAUCCUGAGAAUGUGAAGAACCACGGCUCAGCACUAAACUCAGAUGCUCAGAUGCUCUGGCAACAGGAUCCGAGUCAGUGUCCAGCAGCGCAUUACUGGGGCCAGAGGUCGGGACUCACUCACUCAUAUUAGAUUGAACCGGAGAGUUUUCACAGAAUCCACCAAAAAGUCUGGCCGCGUACUCACUCUCCCAUCUCUACCUCUGAAUCAGCAUAUUCCAUGUGAUCUUUUUUUUUUUAAAUGGAAAAGUUGGAAGUGACACCCCCAUAUA
Megalops cyprinoides (Indo-Pacific tarpon) is the source of this 2290-nucleotide messenger RNA. Its product is annotated as neuronal acetylcholine receptor subunit alpha-7-like. The record is from RefSeq and is a predicted model, not a curated record. Gene Ontology annotation, biological process: monoatomic ion transmembrane transport; chemical synaptic transmission; signal transduction. Lineage: Eukaryota; Metazoa; Chordata; Actinopteri; Elopiformes; Megalopidae. Gene Ontology annotation, molecular function: acetylcholine-gated monoatomic cation-selective channel activity; transmembrane signaling receptor activity. Gene Ontology annotation, cellular component: neuron projection; synapse; postsynaptic membrane. The transcript has 10 exons. The coding region runs from base 245 to 1957 and encodes 570 amino acids.